Molecule: messenger RNA, 312 nt
Organism: Sugiyamaella lignohabitans
Lineage: Eukaryota; Fungi; Ascomycota; Dipodascomycetes; Dipodascales; Trichomonascaceae
Gene: FMP37
Product: Mpc1p
Exons: 1
Coding region: 1-312 (103 amino acids)
Biological process (GO): pyruvate import into mitochondria
Cellular component (GO): mitochondrial inner membrane
Source: RefSeq, a predicted model, not a curated record
AUGUGCACCACGCACUUCUGGGGCCCAGUAUCCAACUUCGGUAUCCCCGUUGCUGCCAUAAUGGACCUUAAAAAGGAUCCUACCCUGAUCUCUGGCCCCAUGACCGGUUCCCUCAUCGUCUACUCGCUCGUGUUCAUGAGAUAUGCCACUGCCGUGACCCCCUGGAACCCACUUUUGUUCGGCUGUCACGUCGUCAAUGAGAUUGCCCAGAUUGGCCAAGGCGCCCGUUUCGUUAACUACUGGUACCUUGGCGGCAAGGACAAGGCCACCACUGCCCCUGCUGCUCCUGCUGCUUCUUCUGAGGAGAAAUAA